Plasmodium knowlesi strain H is the source of this 1239-nucleotide messenger RNA. RefSeq names its product conserved Plasmodium protein, unknown function. The record is from RefSeq and is a predicted model, not a curated record. The transcript has a single exon. The coding region runs from base 1 to 1239 and encodes 412 amino acids. NCBI's taxonomy places the organism in Eukaryota, Apicomplexa, Aconoidasida, Haemosporida, Plasmodiidae.
AUGGACUCAACAAAUAUUAAACAGGGGCUAAGCAACGAGAACAGCGACGCAACGCUGAAAACGGGAGGCGGUGCACACAGUGCCGAGAUGAAAGGAGAAGUGACACCGACUGAAGGGCAGGCCGAACUGCACAUGGGGGGGAUGAACACGGAUGUCGAUACGGUUGAGGGUGGCACUGCUAAAGACGCGCGAUCUGUGCAGAGACAAAAGGGAUACAAAGGGGAUACCCAAGGGGAUACCCAAGGGGAUACCCAAGGGGAUUCCCAAGGAGGGGGCGAUAGCAGAGAGGGUAACUUCAAAAAGGAGAAGGACCUCAUGGAUGGUCAUUCAACCGACCGGAAGAAGAGCGAAGAACAGAGAGAGGACCCCACAAUCAGAAGCGACGUUGAAUUUCACAAGCUUUACGAAAGUGACGAAAACAAUUUUGUAUCCCCCCGACACAGCUCCACUAGCGAGUCCGUAAAAAAAGAGGAGCUAGACAAAGAAAAAAAAAAAAAAAAAAACAACAACAUGAUGCUUAACACAACAAUGCUGCAGUCAUAUAUCCACAGAAGCUACGACAAAGUAUCGAGCGCUUUUAUUAAAACUUCAAAAUCACUCUUGAAGAAGACCAGCAACAUUGCCUACUGGGAGGAAGCGGAAAUGGCCCACAGAUGGGAGGCACGUCCAAAAGGGGAAAGCUCCGACGGGUUCAAUGAGGGAAGGAAAAUUACAAGUGCCAGGGCAAGGCUCCUGAGAAAUUUCCUUAUUGAACCAAGAAAUGGAAUGGAAAGUAAAACAGCAAUUACAUCGAAUUACCUCUCGGCCGAUCAUCAGCCAGACGGUGAGCGGGACGGUGAGCGGGACGGUGAGAGGGACGAUGAGCGGGACGAUGAGCAAGACGAAGAUACCUUCUUCAGAUUAAACUUCGACAUAAUAAAUAAAACGUUAAGGGAAGAUAAUAAGUGGGGGGAGGAGAAUAAGGAGCGAAUGAUGUGGAAGUGCAGAAACCUACUAAAUAGCAAUGAUACGACUCAGCUGUACAACGAAAUUGACAACCUUUACGAAGAGAGGAUCCUUCUCGUUAAAUUUAUUAACUACUACAUGGAUAUAAGUGAGAAGAAUCAACGUGAACUUCACAAGAUUCAGACAUCUUACGAGAUUCUUCUGACAGAGAAUGAACAGCUCAGUCAGAACAACAUUACGUUGAAGAAGCACAUUGAUUUGUUGCGCACCGGGGACACACCCGCGCAGGAGUGA